AUGGACGAAGCUGUGAGGCCCAGCUACAAGGCCAGUUUUGGUGAUCGUUUACUUGUGGGUUUCUUUCAUCUCGUCAACAAGAUCGUUCCAUGGCACAAGCUCCCCAGCUUGGUCGGCGCCCUCAAUUUAGAGGCUUUACGUGUCGAGCUUCGCCAAUACAACUUACAUGAUGUCUACCCGUCUGGAGAUGCCCAAGGCACCCAGUCCGUCGUACCUAUGACCGACAAGCGAUUCGAAACUGCCCGCAACUCUGAUGGCAAGUUCAAUUCAACCGAGAUGCCACUCAUGGGAUGCACUGGGAUGCGCUUGGGACGCAAUUUCCCCAGAGCCUUUUGCCCGAAGCCGUACGAGGAGGAUCUGUGGAAUCCGAAUCCAAGAAUGUUGAGCGACCGCUUCAUGGCCCGAAAAUCCUUCAUCCCAGCUACAUCAUUGAACCUCCUUGCCGCAGCCUGGAUCCAAUUUCAAACUCACGACUGGUUCUUCCAUCAAGAUAGUGAGAAGAACUACGAUAUCCCUUUGCCCGAUGGAGACAAGUGGCCCUAUGGCAAAAUGGAACUGCCACAGACGGAACCAGAUGUGGAACUCAGCGACACCGACCGCAAGAGCCCUGGCUACAAGAACGUCAACACGGCAUGGUGGGACAGCUCGCAAAUCUACGGUUCGAGUGAGGGUGUGACAGAGAAAUUGCGAAAGCAGCACAGCGAUGGCAAGCUGUUGCUCACCAAGGAAUACCACGCACAGUUCCUGCCGCGUGAUGACCAGGGCAAUCCACUGACAGGGUUCAACAACAACUGGUGGAUCGGCAUGGAGAUGUUGCACACUCUCUUCGCGCUGGAACACAACUCGAUUUGCGACAUGUUGCGGCGAAACUACCCUGACAUGACCGGCGAUCAGAUCUUCGACAAGGCUCGGCUCGUCAACUGUGCGCUGAUGGCCAAGAUCCACACGGUGGAAUGGACCCCGGCCAUUCUCGCCCACCCAACGCUCAAAAUCGGCAUGAAUGCGAACUGGUGGGGGCUUGUCGGCGAGUCCUUGACCAAGAUGUUGGGUCGGAUCUCCAAGACCAGCGAGGUCAUCAGCGGCAUCCCGGGCUCAGGAGUCGACCAGUUCGGCGUGCCGUAUUCCCUCACCGAGGAGUUCGUCUCCGUUUACCGUAUGCACUCUCUCAUCCCGGACACAAUUGCCUUCUUCGACGCGCAUGAUGGCGAACUGAAGCUCCACAAGCGUGUCGAGGACAUGAUCUUCGCUAACGCCCAGAAACCGCUGGAUGGGACCAUCACCUUUGCCGACGCCUUCUACUCCUUUGGCAUUAACUAUCCCGGCGCGAUCACCAACUCGAACUAUCCGGACUUCCUCCGCAAUUUGACCACCCCCGAUGGGCUACACCGGGACAUGGGUACCGUGGACAUUCUUCGAGACCGUGAGCGCGGGGUACCACGAUACAACCAAUUUCGACGACUGUUGCGCAUGGCACCUGCCAAGACCUUCGAGGAGCUGACGGGUGGCAACAUGGAACUGGCUGCAGCGCUCUCGGACGCGUACGGCGGCGAUAUCGAGCUGGUGGACACGCUGAUCGGGUCACACAGCGAGCCUGUGCCGGCUGGAUUCGGUUUUAGCGACACGGCAUUCCGCAUCUUCAUUCUCAUGGCGUCGCGCCGAUUGAAGAGCGACCGCUUCAUUGCGGGCCAAUGGAAUGCCGCGACCUACACCAAGGAAGGCCUACAGUGGGUGCAGAACACGGGCAUGAAAGAUGUGCUGAUCAGACAUUUCCCCGAGCUGAGACAGGUAUUGAACCAGAAGAGCGUCAAGAAUGUCUUUGCUCCCUGGGCGAAGUUGCCUGGGUCCGUGUCGUAUCAGGGGAUCGAGACCAAUCCGCCGCCCAAGAAGAAAAAGAAGUGA
This is a messenger RNA of Fonsecaea erecta, 1899 nucleotides long. RefSeq lists its product as hypothetical. The transcript is spliced from 3 exons. NCBI's taxonomy places the organism in Eukaryota, Fungi, Ascomycota, Eurotiomycetes, Chaetothyriales, Herpotrichiellaceae. Gene Ontology annotation, biological process: response to oxidative stress. The record is from RefSeq and is a predicted model, not a curated record. The coding region runs from base 1 to 1899 and encodes 632 amino acids. Gene Ontology annotation, molecular function: oxidoreductase activity, acting on single donors with incorporation of molecular oxygen, incorporation of two atoms of oxygen; heme binding; peroxidase activity.